Molecule: messenger RNA, 3606 nt
Organism: Lottia gigantea (owl limpet)
Lineage: Eukaryota; Metazoa; Mollusca; Gastropoda; Lottiidae
Exons: 17
Coding region: 70-3606 (1178 amino acids)
Biological process (GO): heterophilic cell-cell adhesion; cell communication; establishment or maintenance of epithelial cell apical/basal polarity
Cellular component (GO): protein-containing complex; plasma membrane
Molecular function (GO): calcium ion binding
Source: RefSeq, a predicted model, not a curated record
CAUCUUCAUAGCUGCUAAAAUUAUUGUGAGCUCAACAUUGUCUUAACACUAGCUCCACAUGUCAUCAGUAUGGUAGCACCAUUAUUUUAUUCAUUCCUUGUCUUGGGAUUACUAUUUCUGUCUAUUCCGGCAGUGACCCCAAAAGGGGUGAUAAAAGUUCAGUUACGGACGUUUAAGAAUCCCGGAGGUAAGGGCAACAAUGGACAUUGCUGUGACGGACGAUGGAUAUUCUGUGGAUCUGCAUGUGACCAUAGAUUUGAGAUUUGUUUGGACAAGGUCAAUGGAGACCAUAGAAUAACAUCAUGUCAAUACGGUAAAAUAACCACCAAAGAUGUUCCUGACAGAAAUUAUAUUUACUUUGGUUCUUCUAUUGGUGGUGUCCGGAAUCCUAUGGUAUUUACCCUAAACAGUAUCCCAUCAAGUAUUAGAGUAAAAAUUGGUGUCUGGGAUGUUGAUGAUAGUAGUUCUCACGAUUAUGUUGGCUAUCUUUAUAAAAAUAUCAACCUAACACCUGGUAAAUCAGAAUAUAUCAUGCUCAGCAAUAGAAUCGUAUUAACAGGGAAUGUAUGGUCAGCAUGUUUACCAGAUUACUAUGGGUCAGAUUGUAGCGUUUACUGUAAAGCUUCCUCCAAUAUGUGGGGAUUUUAUACUUGUGAUAAAACUACUGGAGCCAAGAAAUGUCUUGCAGGCUUUGUUGAAAUAUUAAAACCUUUUUACCUCGAGGAAAAGAUUCAAAAUGGUUGUGAACUACGCUUGUUUGUGUUAUUUCCAGGUUAUACUGGUAGGAACUGUGCUGUAAGAACCAAUGAAUGUCAAUCAAACCCAUGUCGUAAUGGUGGUACUUGUUUAGAUGGACAUCUGAAUUAUUCUUGUAAAUGUCUAAAAGGUUUUACAGGUGCUCAAUGUGAAGUCAACAUUGACGAAUGUGCAAGUAGUCCCUGUUUACACGGUGGACUGUGUGUAGAUAGUGUAGCUAAUUAUACAUGUCAAUGUACUAAAGGAUGGACUGGAACAAAUUGUCAACUGGAUAUCAAUGAAUGCUCAUCAUCACCAUGUCAGAAUAAUGGUGUCUGCAGAAAUGAAGUAGCCGAGUAUCGUUGUGAAUGUCAAGAGGGCUUUACUGGUGGGCAGUGUGAGACCAACAUUAAUGAGUGUGAAAAUUCACCUUGUCGACAUAGCGGUACCUGUAUCGAUCUUAUAAAUGGAUACACGUGUAUCUGCUCUCAAGGCAUGAAGGGAGAUAACUGUGAAAUUAAUAUCGAUGAUUGUGAAGUGAAUCCGUGUCACAACAGAGCAAUAUGUUUGGAUCUGAUAGCAGAUUAUUUCUGUGCUUGUCCUACUGGAUUCACAGGAAAGGAAUGCCAGACAAAUAUUAAUGACUGUGAAUAUUACUCUCAGCCAUGUCAAAAUGGCGGAAGUUGUAUUGAUGGAAUUGAUGACUACGCAUGUCAGUGUCUGCCAGGAUAUGAGGGAUAUAACUGUGCAAUUGAUGUUGAUGAAUGUCUGUCGUCACCGUGUAAGAAUAAUGGUAGCUGUCUAGAUGGUAUUAAUGAAUAUUCCUGUACAUGUUCACUCGGUUAUACUGGAAGAGAUUGUGAAGUAGAUAUAGACGACUGUAAAGAUAACAGCUGCGUAAACAAUGGUACAUGUGUUGACGCACCUGCAUCCUUCAGUUGCCUUUGUGAUACUGGUUUUACUGGAGAAUAUUGUGAGAUGGACUAUUGUGAAUAUGCAGACUGUGGAAAUGGGACUUGUGUACGGCAGGUUGAUGGGUACAAUUGUAGCUGUGAUCCUGGUAUAACUGGGGUAUCUUGUGAAACAGAUCUUUGUGCUGAUUCGCCUUGUGGGAAUGGAACUUGCGUAAGAAGUCUUAACGGUUACAAUUGUAGCUGUGAUCUUGGGUUCUCUGGAACAGCCUGCGAAAUAGAUCAUUGUGAAGGAGCAACUUGUGGUAACGGAACGUGUGUCAGACAGUCUGAUGGAUACAAUUGUAGCUGUGGUCUUGGGUUCUCUGGAACAGCCUGCGAAAUAGAUCAUUGUGAAGGAGCAACUUGUGGUAACGGAACGUGUGUCAGACAGUCUGAUGGAUACAAUUGUAGCUGCGAGCUUGGGUUCUCUGGAACGGCCUGUGAAAUAGAUCAUUGUGAAGGAGCAACUUGUGGUAACGGAACGUGUGUCAGACAGUCUGAUGAAUACAAUUGUAGCUGCGAUCUUGGGUUCUCUGGAACAGCAUGUGAAAUAGAUCAUUGUGAAGUAGCCACUUGUGGCAACGGAAUGUGCAUCAGACAGUCGGAUGGAUACAAUUGCAGCUGCGACUAUGGAUUCGUUGGAAUUUCCUGUGAGACAGAUCUUUGCUUAGAUUCGCCUUGUGGUAACGGGACAUGUGUACCGUUGUCUAAUGACUACACUUGCAGUUGUGAUGUUGGUUUCACUGGUCAGAGAUGCGAUAUCAAUAUUGAUGAUUGUGAGGCGAACUUGUGUCAGAACUCUGCAAGUUGUACAGAUGGAGUGGAUUCCUUUAUCUGUGAAUGUUUGGUUGGGUUUACAGGUCAGUACUGUGAGAGUGAGAUAGAUCAUUGUCAGUUUAAUAAUUGUGCUGAUGGCUCGUCUUGUGUCAACUCUCAAGAAUCUUAUAGUUGUAUUUGUGCUGAGGGAACGACAGGAAAGUCAUGUGAACAGAACAUCGACUCUUGUGAUCCAGAUCCCUGUACCAAUAAUUCAACUUGCGUGGACCAAUUGACUGGUUUCGUGUGUCUCUGUCAGUCCUACUCUACAGGACUGUUAUGUGACACUUUAAUCUCCCCAUGUGAAGAUUCGCCAUGUAUAAAUAACGGUACUUGUGUUGAGGAAGACGUUUCAAACUUUACGUGCAGCUGCACAGACGAGUGGACAGGCCCAACUUGUAAUGAAAGAAUAAUCGAAGUUGCAUUCACAACUGAUACAUCUGGCCUUGAAACAAGUUCACCAGUUCCAUCAACGACAUCCCCCACGAACGCCCCAUUCUCAACAGGAUCUGAUGAUUUACCAGACGCAACAGGACGGCAAUUAAUUAAACCCAUGGCAUCCUAUCUCAACUGGUUUGACCGUGGUGAAUUUGUAUUUUCAAAAAAGGCAAAAUUGGCAAAUUUCAACAUUUGUCUGUGGUACCAAAAUCCAUUUUCACAUUCACAAUGGGGUCUUCCUCCUUAUGAGUGGGGACUGGUUAGCGUCGGUGGGCUGGUUGUCGUUUCUGUUGUUGGUCAGGUCGGUGGUUACCUCUGGAUUGGUAGGCUGUGUUGUAGGUCAGGGUGCUCAAUAGCGGUUUUUACUAUUGAGUUAAUACACCAUGGUUGGAUACCAUUCCUGUUUAGUGUUUCGAGUAUAGUAGCUCGUCUUCAGCUACGGACAACAUGGUUAGAUAUGGUGUGCAACCUAGGUUUUUGGAGGUGUAUACAAAUAGAGCUUCAUUAUAUAAGAAUAAAGUGCUUAUGGUGUGGCAUGGAAGCUCCUCGUAUUAGAAAGGGUGAAUCGUCUGAUAAUUUACCUACCCACUACAGCACUGCCACAAUAGGAGUGUUCUGGGGUCAUGGCCUAUAUGACCCGACAGAUCCUCCUAUUCACAGAUGA